Thelazia callipaeda (thelaziosis nematode) is the source of this 468-nucleotide messenger RNA. The record is from the annotation of a GenBank genome assembly. Lineage: Eukaryota; Metazoa; Nematoda; Chromadorea; Rhabditida; Thelaziidae.
AUGGCACAAACAUCAGCAGCAACAGUAAGAAAAAGCGGUAAAAAUGUGGCAACAAAGGCACUUAUUGUGCAGCAGUAUAAACGGAGAUUGAAGGACAAUAUUAGAUCGUUAAAUGAUAACUUUGUAAACAUUAUAUCAGUCGCAAAGAUCAAUGUUGAUGAUGCAGCUCACAAAAAUCCAUCUGGUCGUAUGAGUGAUUUUUAUACGAUGAAAAAUGAAACUGCUGUACGAGCUGCUCUUAUGGUGCGAGCUGCAGACGAAUUGUUCAAAUUAACACAUGAUUUAAAAGAAUUUUUAAUUUUGCAUGACUUCAACUUCCUAAGCUGUGCUGUACAGAAGGCAGAAGAUCGUGCCGAAAAAGUCUUGGAUGAUUAUAUUUUAAGAUGCGAUGCAUUGCGAUUGGAUACUUCAUCUUUAGUUACAGAUAUUGAUAGAGAGUUAAUUGAUCAUUUCUCUGUUAGGCAUUAA